CUGCCUGGAGGAUUUGGUGAUCCCCUGCUACUAGACACGGAAGCCUGUUAAGCGAAAGCUUCUAUUCCGUCCACAACCAUUUGAACCAUUUAAAGGGUGCGGUGUAUUCAAACAGAUACAUAUCUUGGAUAGAUGUUUGUGUUCCAGUUUCACAUUUAGUUUCUUCACUCUAAUCACUAACUGUCAACUAUUAAAAAACGCCUUCAAGACGAUUACUAAUAAUGAACUGCAGGAUCGUUGAGGGAAUGAUUUGCACUGCAAUUGAUUCAGAAGUGAACUGUCCGUGUGAUGAAUGCAAAAAGAGACAUUUUUCUAAUGGGAUUUCUUUCUUCUUCCUGAAAAAUAAAUUCUGGGUCGAAACUGUUUCUGAAGAAGUGUUGUUUCUAAGAUUAAAGACUCUUAAUCCACAGUUUGAAUUUCAGCGUGAUACCCUCCGCCACACUAUUCGUGAUUGCUUUGAUUUUGGAAAAGUGGUAGCUGAUAUCCAGGUUUGCACAGACAUAUGUAGUGUUUCUUUUCAGUACACCUUUGGAGAAUCUGUAAUAAAUUGGACUAGUGAUGCUGUUGUUCCUGUUUCUUCUGUGUUGCAUUAUCAUGUUGUUUUGCCACUUUCAUUUGCACUAGAAUCACUUUGUAAAAAGCAAGAUUUACUCAAUAAUAAGUUAUUGGCUCUAAAUCAUCAUACAAAUCGGCUUCAUGAAAAACUAAUGCUUCCAAGUAACAAUGAUAAUUUAAAUGUCAAAUUAAACUAGUGGGUGAGGAUAUGAAAAAAGAAGACGUGGAUCUGGAUUUUAGUUAUUCAUAUAACUUUUCAACAGGCUUACUUUCUUCGUCCUCUACUCAACAUCUUUUUUGUGAGGCAUCUAAACAUUUAUUCACUUCUAAAAGUAUACUGCAAUACUGUUGGUUAAUAAAUUUAGUUCAAAAUAUAUGUGUUUCUCCGAUACAACAGAAACAGCCUACACGUGGGAUAAUAUCAAGUAAUUCAAACACCAAAGAUGUUCAGGAAACAGAAGAGAAACGAAGAAAUGAAUUACAGAAAAAGUUGGCGGAUAAACUGGGGAAGUCCAAAAGUAAAGAAUUGAAAAAACAUGGGAUAUUUCGGAAGUGAUAAAAAAAUUGAGUCUUAUUAAUCAUAGAAACUUCAACUUGCCUUUUUUUUCCUGGUUACUUAUUAAUCGCAGAAGUUGAGAUAUCGGGAAUUCUUUGUUGGGUAGUUGCCUAUCGGGAUUCAUUGCACAAACUUAUCAGCAACUUAAUGUAGCUGUCAAUUUUGGCAUCAAUAUUCCCUACCCUCUCUUGUUGACCAAGGGAUAAACAUAGAAAACGAACUGGAAUGCUAUGAAAAAACGUACUGACGCAUGUGGUCACAGAUUUCAGCAACAUAAAAACCGACGUUGGAAACAGACAAGAAUCAUAUGGCAGGUGAACAAAUAAAUAAAUAGAAUUGUGAUGAAAGAUAGCUUUUAAUAGAACAAUUUGCCGUAAAUUUAUUAAUAUCACUGUGACGCACGACUCAAAUUACCAUGACGUUUCUUAAUCUAUAACUACCGAUUCUCAACCAACAUUUUUAACAUAGUAGGACCUCAAUGAAUGAGGUUCCAUUUACUCCAAAAAUGAUAAUUAUUCAAGAUGAAAAAUUGGAUAUUUCAGGGAGAUAAACACUCUAUAUCUGGUUAUAAUACUGCCAAAUAUAGAUGACCCGAUAGAAUGUUGACCAUCACAAUUUAAUCCUUACACGAUGACUUAGUGUUUACCAUAUUACGAAGUGAAAUCGUGUUACACCUAAUUUUCCGAGUUUUAUUCUAAUAAUGAUGCGACAAAAUAUCUUUCACUUCAGAAAGUGUUAUUUUCAAAGUUAUAUUUUUCUAAAGUCUUUGUAUGUAAACGGAUAUUUCAUCAUCAGUUUAGAUGUGAUAAUUUUUUUCAUACUUCUGAGGCAUUUUUGUAAGUUUGUCUAUGAAACAUUAUCGGGGAAAUUUGUUUCCAACGUUUAUAUAAUUUUGAAAUUAGGCUCAAAGUUCUGGAUAAGGUUGCAAACCUAUAUCGACUGCAACUGACCCAUGAUUUAAACCUACAAUUGCACUACUUACUUGCAGCUGGGUUGCUGACUACAACAUGACUAGAUUCAAAAAAUACUGAAAGUUGAUAGAUGAAAACAUAUUACUCGAACGUAGACAUAGCUGUCGGUUGUAAACUUGAAGAACUCCCCGGUGAAGUAUUAAAGAUGAUAGAAAACCAUAAGUGAUGAAUAAAAGUCUCGUGUAAUCACUUAAUAUUCACACCGAAAACAAUGUACUGAUAUUUUGUUUGUACCUUAUUUACCUAACUCCUUGACAUCAUCUCUUUACUUUUGUAUAUCUUAUUAUUUGUCUUGAUGUAGCAACGAAGAUUAAUACUUUCUGUACUAACUUCCAUGGUAAUAUAAUUAUGUUAGCCUGAUAAGUUCUCAGUAGAUUUUUUAUGUUGACGUUUUACGCUGCCUGCGGGUUAAUUUUGCUAGGAGCUCAACUGUGACAUCUAAACUAUGUGAAACUGUUUACAUUACAUUCUGUAGGUAAAUAUGUACGUCUGGAGGUUCAAACAGAAAGAACUUCUAGGAGAAUUGUUCAACUGUUUGAUUGCCUUCAGGUUGUUUUAUAUCUAAUUUUAGUUUAAAUUUAACAUGCGCACCAUGCGACUGGAUUUAUGUGGACUGCAACAAAUCUGAAUCAAAGCUAUCAAUUACUUUUGAUGAGAUACAUUUGGCUUAGUUGAAUGAUUUUAAAUAGAGUCAAUGUAACUGGUUAUCACCUCCAAUGUUCACUAUCCCUACAUCUACGAUUGUAUAUCUGAUAAUUACUCGACCAUUAUUCGUGAACAAGAAACAUGAAAGGAGUAAGUGCCACACAGUGGCUAUCAAAAUGGAUAGGAAAAUUGCAGAUAUCUAAAGUGGCAAAUUUACUGGAUAUUUAAUGAUCCUUAGAUAUUAAUGCAUGCCAAUAGGUUAUACUGUAUAUAAGCUUGAGGGACAUGUUUCUUUUAAAUGCUUUUGUGCAUAAGUGUUUCGCGUUUCUUUAAAGAAACUCAUUCUGAUUGAGUAGCCAACUGCUCAUUCACUUUGAUCAUCAUUCAGCCUGAAACUGACAAUGAAUGUUGUGUCAGUAGUAGUUAUGAGUCAGCUACAUUGGAUCAUUAUGCAUAAGCGAUCGACUAGAAUUCUACUUAUUUUAACAAAACUAAAUGUGCUCAUAUCAAAUUCAGACCUGAUCCAUUUAUAACCAGUCGCUGACUGUUGAUUUAAAUCACGUCGGGAAUUAUUUACGUUGUUCCAUAUGGUGUGAAUCAGUGAUUUAUUUAAUUUGAACACAAAUAUGGGUACAAAGAGGCACCGAACACAUAUGCACCACACAAGCCACUUGAUUAGUGUGUGAGCUGUGAUACUGUCCGGGUGCCCAAAUCAAAGCAGGAGGUUUUCUUUGGGAGCCACACCCGGAGCCUUCGACCUAAAGGUCUGAUCUACAAGGCAGUGGAGCAACAUAGGGAGGUGCAGUCCCAUGAUAGCUGGUGACCAACGAUUAGUUCAUACGCCAUUUGUUCCUUCAGGGUCCUGGAGCCCAUGUGCACCAUUGGUUUAGAAUUAGGGUUUUCCAACUUCCUAGGUGGACGCUCUGUGUACACCAAUCGGGUUAAAGCGCCGGACAUUCGCUUUCUGUCCUCUUAAUGUCAUAAACAACACCCCCGCCACGAGAAGGUAGUGAUUACAUACUUUUACAGACGUGGCUUAAAAGUAACCUAUUUGACUGAUUCAUUAUAUGUGGACAAUCGCAUAAAUCAUCUUCAGCUACAAUUAUCCGUCUGUCAUAUCUUUUUAACCCAUUUCUAU
Messenger RNA from Schistosoma haematobium, 3865 nucleotides. RefSeq lists its product as uncharacterized. The transcript has 8 exons. The record is from RefSeq and is a predicted model, not a curated record. Bases 222 to 752 code for a protein of 176 amino acids. Lineage: Eukaryota; Metazoa; Platyhelminthes; Trematoda; Strigeidida; Schistosomatidae.